AUGGAUGAUCCUGAAGUAAAAAAUAAACUCAAGAUGCAAGCUUUAAUUUACCCACUUCUACAAUUGAUUGUUAUGGACUCACCAUCCUAUAGGGAAAAUGAACAUGGGAUCAUAUUGACAAAAGCCCUGUUCCUGAAAUUUAUAACCAAUGGCUUUAUCAUUAAUGAACCCUUUGAUCAGGCCUUCGCAGCCAACCAACACAUACCCGCCAAAUUUAGCCACGUCUUCAAGUUUGUCAACUGGAGUCUUCUGCUUCCUGAGAGGUUUAAAAAAGGCCAUGUUUAUACCAACCCAAUUUAUGGAAGUUCUGAGAUAGUAGAAAAAUUUCCAGUGCUUGUGGAUGACAGAGUCUUCCUUUUAUUGGCUGAUGAUUCAACAUUACGUCGAUUACCAUUAAUUUACAUCAUCACCUGUGAGCAUGACGCCGUAAGAGAUGAUGGGCUCAUGUAUGUUUCUCGCCUACGCAGAAAUGGAGUCCAAGUUAUCCAUGACCACAUUGAAGAUGGGUUCCAUGCAUCUCUCUUCUUCACAACACCUCCAGUUACUUUAGAUGUUAGCUUUAAGUUAAUAAGUCUAUACCUGAGAAGGAUAGAUGAAAAUUUAUAA
Molecule: messenger RNA, 606 nt
Organism: Dromiciops gliroides (monito del monte)
Lineage: Eukaryota; Metazoa; Chordata; Mammalia; Microbiotheria; Microbiotheriidae
Product: arylacetamide deacetylase-like
Exons: 1
Coding region: 1-606 (201 amino acids)
Molecular function (GO): hydrolase activity
Source: RefSeq, a predicted model, not a curated record